Molecule: messenger RNA, 465 nt
Organism: Dentiscutata erythropus
Lineage: Eukaryota; Fungi; Glomeromycota; Glomeromycetes; Diversisporales; Gigasporaceae
Source: the annotation of a GenBank genome assembly
UAUCAAGGACAUUUGGCUCAUUCUUGCCCAAAUCAAGUGGGACAUGAAUAUCAAGAGAAAGUUAUAGAUGUACUGUUUAUGAAAAUAAUUGGUCUCAAGGUUGGUAACAAUAAAGAUCGAAGUCAAGUCAGAAAAGUUAAAAGGAUUAAUAAGACAUUGAAGAAAGAAACUAACCUUGGAAGUGGUGAUGUAUGUGAAAGAAGUGGAAAGGUCAAUGAACAAAAAGGGAUGAAAAAGAAUAUUGUUAGUAGUAUGAAAGUGGAUAAGUUAGAUCAGAAGGAGAAAAUAAAAAUAAAUAACAUGCCUGUAAAGUCUUGUGAAGUUGCAGUACUUGGAUCCGGAAUGAUGACAAUGAAAGUCAAGCUUGAUAAAAAUGAUGACUUUGCCAAUCAUCAAAAAAAUUCAAAUAAAGAAAAUAAUCUCAAAUCAGAUUCUGACAAAAAAACGAAGAAAGAAAGGAUGGUG